Molecule: messenger RNA, 1770 nt
Organism: Pleurotus ostreatus (oyster mushroom)
Lineage: Eukaryota; Fungi; Basidiomycota; Agaricomycetes; Agaricales; Pleurotaceae
Exons: 10
Coding region: 1-1770 (589 amino acids)
Biological process (GO): proteolysis
Molecular function (GO): serine-type endopeptidase activity; tripeptidyl-peptidase activity
Source: RefSeq, a predicted model, not a curated record
AUGUAUUGGUCGAAGUUGCUCGUCCUUGCGCUGGCCCAGUUUGUGCUAGCUUCGCCUCAUGCCAGGCGAUGGGACGACCUUGCAGUCAAGCAUUCGUGGACCGAGAUCCCAGAGGGAUGGGUGUACCAUUCCGCUCCAUCUCCGUCGCGUCUAUUGGAUCUACGCAUUGGCAUGAAGUCUCAUAAGAUGGACGACCUGAUCACUCAACUAUACGAAGUCAGUGAUCCCAAACACCCUAAGUAUGGUCAAUACCUCUCCAAGGAGGAGGUAGAUGCCUUGAGUGCCCCUCACCCGGACUCCGUGGAAGCUGUCGAGGCAUGGCUGCAACACCACGGCGUCAAUCCCGACGAAGCUAUCGACCGAUCUGGAGGUGGUGACUGGAUCACCUUGCGCAUCCCCGUGUCAGUUGCUGAAAGAAUGCUCGACACUAAGUACGGCGUCUACCAUCACCUCAAAUCCGAAGACUACAUCGUCCGCGCCCUCUCGUACUCCCUUCCCCGUGAAUUGCAUUCCCACAUCAACCUGGUUACGCCAACCACAUAUUUCGGCACCAUACGCGCUAUGAAGUCUAACUCGUUCGUGAAUCCCGACAUCCAGGUUUCCAAGGAGGCAUUUGUGGAGGACGUCAACGCCCCCGCCGCUCUUCCGCCUGCUAGUUGCGCGACCACUGUCACACCAGCUUGCUUGAAGGCGUUCUACAAUAUCACAGGCUUCUCCCCCGUCAACCCGGCCAGUCAGCGUAUCGGUAUUGCUGGUUAUCUUGAAGAGUUUGGAAAUCGUGCCGAUCUCCAGACCUUCCUUAACCAAUUGUUACCUGCCAGCCGAGGCUUCACAUACACAACAACACUCAUCAACGGUGGCGAGGACGACCAAAACGACCCAGGUGUCGAGGCUAAUCUUGAUAUUCAAUAUGUCGUUGGUAUGGCGGCCCCCAUCCCAGUGACGUACUACAGCACAGGCGGUCGACCUCCUUUCAUUCCCGAUUCGACCCAAUCCACCAAUACCAACGAACCUUAUCUUGACUGGGUAAAUUUCGUCCUGGCUCAAAGCACCAUCCCGACUGUCUUCACAACGUCCUACGGAGAGAACGAGCAAACUAUUCCAUUGGACUACAGACAAUCCGUUUGUGACCUUUUCGCCAAGCUCACCGCACGGGGUUCCACCAUUCUCUUUUCCAGUGGUGACUCAGGUGUGGGCGGAGGAGAUUGCAGAACCAAUGAUGGCAGAAACCGUGUCCAAUUCCAACCCGCUUUUCCUGCUUCGUGCCCAUUCGUAACCGCUGUUGGCGGGACGACGGGUUUGACUGAAACCACUAUUGGUUUUAGUGGCGGAGGCUUCUCUAACACAUUCGCUCGCCCCGCAUACCAGGACACCGCUGUUUCGAGGUACCUGCAAAUCCUUGGGAACACCAACGCUGGCCUUUUCAACACUACUGGCCGCGCUUACCCCGAUCUCUCUGCCCAAGCCAACCGCUUCGAAGUCUUCGUAGGUGGACGAGCGAUCUCCGUUGGUGGUACCAGUGCCAGAAAUGUCCAGACUGUCGCGGGCAUCGUCGCUUUGAUCAACGACGUCAGAAUUUCCAACGGGAAAGGUGUUCUGGGUUUCCUCAACCCAUUGAUCUACUCCGAUGGUGUUACUGGGUUCAACGACAUUGUGACUGGAAGCAACCCAGGAUGUGGAACCAAUGGCUUCCCCGCUCGUGCUGGAUGGGAUCCCGCGACCGGUUUGGGAACUCCAGAUUUCGCGAAGCUUCGUCUUCUCCUUGGAUAA